Molecule: messenger RNA, 1071 nt
Organism: Paraglomus occultum
Lineage: Eukaryota; Fungi; Glomeromycota; Glomeromycetes; Paraglomerales; Paraglomeraceae
Source: the annotation of a GenBank genome assembly
AUGGACGGCACCAAGUUAAAACAAGUGCGACGUUUGAAAAACUUAUUGCUCAGACAGAUCCUUUGUCGACGCACUACUUACGAAGAAUACCAUAUUUUACGUGCGUUAUACAAUUCACUUAACGACAAUUUAUCCUCACAUCCAAUCCUUGUUGAAGACAAAUUUGAAGAAGUUUUUGGCUACUUGAGAAUAAUUCACGAGAAUAAAGACAUUUGGUGCAAAUUAGCGCAAUUGUCCGAACUUUCUCAAAGCAUACCUGAAGGAUCUUCUCAAACUAAUGUCAGCAUCGAUUUUAACUCGCAACCACGCACAUCAGACUCUCCACAGACAUCGCAGCCUCCUCGUAGAGGAAAAGCUCGUAAGAAAAUUACUCAUACACCGUAUAGUAAACCAGCGAAACAAAUUUCAGAUUCAAAUGCUCCAUUUUGCACUUAUGGAAGAAAGCUGCCGGCAGAUUUUAAUCAGUAUUAUCAAACGUUUUCCUUGAAAGAGAGUGAGGAUCAUAGAAAUACAGCUUUGCAAAUGUCAAGUGGCACGCACACGCUUACAAGUAUAACUGAAACUGAAGAACUCUCUAUUCCGGACACCAUGUCAACAAUUAACAAUAGCUGUGCUUCAACGGUCAUUACCAGAUUUUCACCAGGAAGUAUGAGCACGCAUACACCAGAUAGAGGGUCAACAGCUAACAGUGACUGUACUAUCGCCGGACUUUCAGUCAAUGGGAGCACGAUCACACUUAGUGGAUAUCCGAUCAGCGAGUCACCAAGAAGUAUGAGCACAGAUAGAGGGUCAACAAUUAACAGUGACUGUACUAUCGCCGGACUCUCAGUCAAUGGAAACACGAUCACACUUGGUGGAUAUCCGAUCAGUGAGUCACCAAGAAGUAUGAGCACGCAUACGUCAGAUAGAGGGUCGACAAGUAGCGGUGACAGUACCGUCGCCCCAAUCAAUAGCAUUUCAUCAACCAUGAUCACUUACUGCAAGUCGCCAAGAAGUAUGAGCUACAGUAUCGUGGAGCCCACAGCAUCAAAUACUUUGUCAUCGGAUGUUCUUACUUACAACAAUGUUUGA